Rotaria socialis is the source of this 2280-nucleotide messenger RNA. Lineage: Eukaryota; Metazoa; Rotifera; Eurotatoria; Philodinida; Philodinidae. The record is from the annotation of a GenBank genome assembly.
AUGUUACGUUUUUAUAUAAAAAGUUAUCAUCUUCAAUCAGCUUGCGUUAUAAAUAUUUGGUCAACUAGAUGUUUAUCUUCAGCGAAUAAAUUGAUUAGUCAUGAUGAAAUUCGUACAUGGAAUCAUUCAUUACGUGAACUUCUUCGUCAUGGUAAACUGGAAGAAGUUCUUGAACAAUAUCAUAAUCGAAAAUCAACAUUAGGAGAUCUAUCUAUACAAACUUAUUGUAUAAUUUUUAAAGCAUUUACAUUAACUAAAAAAUGGUCGGAAGCUCAUCGAUUAUAUACUCAAAUUCAAACUAAUACAAAACUUUAUAAUGACCAACAAUUAAAAAUUGCAACGGAACAGAUUCUUGCUGAUCUACUAGCAUCACUGCCAACAUCGACUAAGCCGCACCAUAUUGAUCCAACUGUUUUUUCUAUAGUUAUGACUGGAUAUAAUCUUCAUCGUCAACCAGACAAGACUUUAAUCACUUUUGAUCGUGUUCAAUGUCCCGAUGCUAUUUCUUAUUUACUAGCAUUUCAAGCAUGCGCACUAUUAAAAAACUUACAAAAAGGAAAAGAAUUAGCUAAAAAAUUAGAAAAAUUAAAUAUAGAUCUUGGAAAAAAUUUCAAAUUACAGACUGCAUUAUUUGACAUGUAUGGUAAAUGUGAUGAUGUACCCAAUGCUGAAACUAUUUUUGAUAUGAUUGAAAAUCCAACGAUAGUUCAUUACAAUUCUUUAUUAAAAGUAUACAAUAAUAAUAAGAUGUAUGAUAAAGCAUUUGAAUUGUAUUAUAAAUUAAAACAAAAUCAAAAGAAUCUUAUACCAGAUCAAAUCACAUUUAGUUGCAUUCUAUAUUCUGUUGCUAAAAUAGCUCAUAGUGAUCGAUGCCAAGAUAUUCUAAAUGAUUUAAAUUCAAGCAAAAUUCAUCUUGAUCAACAUCCUAUUCUUCAAACAAGUCUAAUUCAUGCAUUAGGCAAAUGUGGAGAUAUCACUACAGCUCAAAAAAUCUUCGAUCAAAUUACUCAAGAACGUACAACUGGUAUUUAUAAUGUUUUGAUGAAGGGUUAUAUCUAUGCUCAAACACCAUUAACAGCCCUAUCUAUUUUUGAUAAAAUAUCAAAACCUGAUACAAUUUCCUAUUUGAUUGCAAUCAAUGCUUGCGCUCAAAUCUCUAUGCUUCGUCGAGCUCGAAUUUUAUAUGACCAAAUUUUAUCGAAUUUUCCAUCAUGUAAAGAAGAUAUUCGAAUAAUGAAUGCUCUUAUUGAUAUGUUCGGAAAAUGUGCUGAUGUCAAUGUAGCUCAACAACUAUUUAAUAUGAUUGAACAUAAAGAUAUUAUUUCGUAUAAUGCACUGAUUAAUGCCUAUGGUCUCAAUGGUUAUGGUUUGAAGGCUUUCAACAUUUACAAUUCGCUCUUAAAGAAUUCAACAUUAAUUCCAGACGAAAAAACUUUCUCAAUUCUUAUUAAUGCUUGUUCACAUUCAUUACUUGUUAAUGAAGCUGAACAAAUCUUUGAUUCGAUACCAAUUAAAUCUCGAAAUGUUUUUAUUUACGCUACUAUGAUUGAUACAUUGUGUCGCGCAUCAAAAAUAAAUCAAGCUGAAAAUCUACUUGUUCAAUUUGAGCAAACCAAUAGAAAAUAUCCACCGAUGUAUAUAACAUUGUUAACAGCUUAUGCUCGUGUUGGAAAUAUUAAUAAAGUGAUUGAGAUACGUGAUUUUAUUCAGGAACAUUUUCCCACUGAUUUUCAUUAUAUUUCAUCAGCAACAAUUCUUCUAGCCAAUACGUAUGCUUUUCUGGAUAAUAUGAAUGAAGCAAAACGUUUACGUACGAUACUAACGGAAACAAAUAAGCUACGUGGAAUAUCAAAAUUACCUGGAAUAUCAUGGACAGAAACGAAUGAUGGUCAAAUACAUGAAUUUAUUGCUCAUGAUAAACGUCAUGAGCGAACAGAAGAUAUUUAUGAAGAACUGAAAUAUAUUUCUGAUAAACUUAGCAAAGAUGGUCAUAAAAGUGACCGAAGAUGGAUAACAUCAGAUCAUAAUUGUAGUGAAUUAACCGAUCCAUUACAUACUCAUAGUGAACGGUUAGCACUUGCAUAUCAAUUAUUACUACGAAGAACAAUACCGAGUAAUGAACCAAUACAAAUUACAAAAAAUCUUCGAAUAUGUGGAGAUUGUCAUGAAAUUUUCAAACGAAUCACUCGUAUUUACACAGGACUGAUUAUUUUAAUUCGAGAUAGAACACGAUAUCAUAAAUUUCAACAAGGAGAAUGCUCUUGUAAUGACUUUUUUUGA